Molecule: messenger RNA, 582 nt
Organism: Opisthorchis viverrini
Lineage: Eukaryota; Metazoa; Platyhelminthes; Trematoda; Opisthorchiida; Opisthorchiidae
Exons: 5
Source: RefSeq, a predicted model, not a curated record
CCUGUUUGGUUUGAUUCUGAAAGAACGGAGGAAUGCUUAGCACUAAGCGUUUUUCUAAAUAUACACGGAUUCGCAUAUCAAUUUGGUGGUCACGUUUACGAUAUUCCUCGAUUGAAUGUGCUGCACAAAAGCCGCCUUGCCUUUAAGUUUGUAAGAUAUUCGAGAUAUCGCAGUAUAUUUUUCAUAAGAGAAACUACUCACAAGGUUGCUGAAAACCGUUCGACCGGUUUCGCUCUUUUUGUGGCUCCUCAUGCAACUGAGCGUGCUACGCUAGGCCACCUCAUUUUUCAGUUGUUACGAUAUUCCAGAAAUCGCGAUACAUCUGCAAAACAACGUGUGGAUUUUGGCCGACUUUUGAUUUGUGUCCUCAUUCGCAACUUGAGGUGUAUUUCUAAAAAAAAACAAAGAUUCGUUGCUGAAAAUUCCUCGACAGCCCACGACCGGUUUUGCCCUUCUUGGGACUCAUCAGGUAGGCACAGUCCCCGAGUUUCCGUCAACCUUAUGUUCCACUGGAAACCAAAUCGCACGAAAUUAGCGAAAUACACUCAUUUGCAAACUAAUUUGGUUUCUCAAGAGACUUAA